UUAUUUUUAAGAAUCGUAUUUAUCACAGUAGUAAAAUGCGUAUUUCUUACAGUAUCUCAUGCAAGCAAACAAUUAACAAUUGUGCCAGAUUCCGCUCUCUUAAUUGUUGUUGGCUUUGCUGCAGGAAGUAUUUUGGAUCGUUUCUGGUCACAUGAAAUAUAUUUACAUCCAGAAUUUUUUUUCUUGUAUUUGCUGCCACCGAUAGCUCUGGACGCUGGAUAUGUGCUUCCUAAUGAAGCAUUCUUCGAAAACUUUGGCACAAUCAUACUGUAUGCAGUUGUAGGAACUAUAUGGAAUAUUACUGCCGUAGGAUGCUUUCUGUUAGCGCUAUCUCCGUUGUUCUCCACCUCGAUUCCUUGGACUGAUCUUUUCCUCUUUUCAACUCUUAUCUCCGCGGUUGAUCCAGUUGCAGUACUUAGUGUUUUUGAGGAAAUUAAUGUCAACAGAUUAUUGUAUAUAUGUGUUUUUGGUGAAUCAUUGCUCAAUGAUGCCGUCACUAUUGUCAUGUAUCAUGCGUUAUCAGCUAUGGCAAAAAUUGGACCAGAAAAUUUAGAAGCGCAAGACUUCAUCAAAGCUCCGAUAUCCUUUAUUUCUGUAUCAUUUGGUGGAAUUUUAAUUGGAAUUGUUGGGGCAGCUCUUACUGGUUUAGUUACUAAGUAUUCAAACAGUCAGCAAGUACUUCAGCCUCUAACUUGUUUAUUAAUACCUUACCUUUCAUAUUUAAUUGCUGAAAGUGUUCAUUUGUCAGGAAUACUCGCUAUUGUUCUUUGCGGCUUAAUGAUGAAGCAAUAUCUUGUUGGUAAUUUAUCUGAGCAAUCUUUAGUAACUACACGUUACUUUCUCAAAACACUUUCCACAAGUGGAGAAGCAAUAAUUUUUGUAUUUUUGGGAUUGUCAACAGUAUCAAAAAAACACGACUGGGAUUGUAUAUUCAUAGCAACAACAUUAACUGCAUGUUUACUUUGCAGAUUUAUCGGUACUUAUUUUUUGACAUAUUUGGCAAAUAGCAACCGAUGUCAAAAGAUUAAUCUCGUAGAUCAGUUUAUUAUGGCUUACGGUGGAUUACGUGGUGCUAUUUGCUACGGUUUAGUGAUGACAUUGGAUGAAGAAGCAGUAGAAGCUAAAGAAAUGUUCGUCUCUACAACUAUUAUUGUAAUUUUAAGUACUGUUUUCCUACAGGGUGCAACCAUACGACCAUUAGUCAAAUUAUUAGACGUGGAAAUUGAGCCUGAUCACCAUCGCACAUUAGUAGAAAGAGUUGCUACAGAUGUUUGUCAUCUUUUUUGCUUAUUCUUAUUCUAA
Messenger RNA from Thelazia callipaeda (thelaziosis nematode), 1302 nucleotides. Lineage: Eukaryota; Metazoa; Nematoda; Chromadorea; Rhabditida; Thelaziidae. The record is from the annotation of a GenBank genome assembly.